UUGUCCGAAGUACUGCAGUCGCAAACACGGGAAAUAAGAUGCAGACGUCCCACAGGCCUGUGCAGUGGCUCGCUGUCAUGCUUCUUGUCAUUGUUACAACAGUCCAGGGCCAACAAAGCGACAGUCGCCGAGCUGUGACCGAACACCAGCUGAUGCACGACCGCGGCCGAACCAUCCAGAGUCUCAAGAGACUCUACUGGCUGUCCAGUGCAAUUGAGGGUCUCCACACAGCACAGACCCACUCUGCUACUUUCAGCCCCACAAAGGUCUUAAACCUGGCUCUGAAUCCAGAGCUGAUCCCUGAUGAUGGAAACCCCCAGAAUGCCCAAGUCAGGAGCCUCCUGAGAGACUUCCUUAAUCUGUACCUGUCAAACGGAGACGACUAACAAUGCACAGAAGCAAAACAUGAAGCUGAACAUAUAUAAAAAAAUUAUUGUAUCAAUUGUUUGAAUAAUAAAAUGCACAAAAAGCACAACUACAAAAUUAUCCCG
Messenger RNA from Neolamprologus brichardi, 491 nucleotides. RefSeq names its product parathyroid hormone 4 (gene pth4). NCBI's taxonomy places the organism in Eukaryota, Metazoa, Chordata, Actinopteri, Cichliformes, Cichlidae. Gene Ontology annotation, cellular component: extracellular region. Gene Ontology annotation, biological process: bone mineralization. The record is from RefSeq and is a predicted model, not a curated record. Gene Ontology annotation, molecular function: hormone activity.